CAUGCUCAGGUGACGCCUCGGUCUCUACUCAAGGACACUUUCACCCACAUGCGAAAUACUUUUAUGUUGAAAAUAAUUUUUUAAUAGUUUUUUUUGUUUGUUUUUAAAAAAUGAAAACGCACAAUGGCUUAAUUGGGCUUACCAUUAUUAUGACUUUGGGCUUUACUCUUCCUGGAGCACAAGGUAAGCUGCUGGUGUCCGCAGAAGGUGCCACCAGAGUCGACACAACAGCAGGUGACAAUCUCACCCUGGCCGUGUCCUUCAGCGGGGCAGCAGACCCAGCGGUGACAUGGUUCAAAGGCCACCUGCCCAUCGUAACCUGGACCAUCGGCUCAGAUGCUCCCCCGGAUGUGGCAAUGGAAUACAAGGAAAUUUUGAGGCUGGAACCCAGCGGGUCCCUCAGUUUUGUCCACGUGCCACUGGAUUACGGGGACAACUACUCGGUGGAGAUGACUAAAUCUGGACUUGGAACAGCCUCUGUCAAUUUCACUCUGAGGGUUUUUGAGUCCUUCCAAAACGUAACUCUGACCGUGUCACCCGACUUAAUCAUAGAGGGCAGCGAACAGUUCCUGCUGCAGUACAGCAUGCUCCACGGCGUGGUGGAGCACCAGCUGUGGUUCUUCAACGACCGCCGUAUCACAGAAGAAGAUGACCCGCGAUACUCAAUGCAGCCCGGCAGCCUAGCGGUCCACGGGCCCCACCGGAGUGACACGGGACGUUACACGGUGUCAUUGACCAACCCCUUCAGCAGUGUGACGCUUCACUUGAACAUCACCAUUUUGUAUGGUCCAGAUGAGCCCAGAAUCCAAAUCAACCCACUUCAGGAAUUUUAUGUAUCAGGAGAUUCACUCACGUUAUCCUGCCAGGCAGAUGGGUCACCGCAGCCUCUCGUGGAGUGGACAUUCGGUAGCGAAACCCUGACUGAAAGUCACACGGGCGUCCUAAAUCUCAGCAGAGUGCUGACCAGUCAAGGGGGCAUUUACACAUGCGAGCUACGCAACCAAAUGACAGGAGUGCGACGACACCAGAGCAUCGAACUGCUUGUUUAUGAGAGACCUGCGGGAAGUCCGCAGUGUUCUGUGCUGUCGAAUUACAACCGAAGCUUACAGUAUGAGUGCCGGUGGUCGGGUGGAACGCCGCCAGCGAGACUGUCUUUCCCUGAUUUCGGUGAAGGCAACAGCCUGGAAAACCUCUUGCUGACUGUCAACGCAUCAGUUGAAAUGGAUGGGAAAAUGGUCACCUGCCAGGCGCAGCAUCCCGUUGAACAUAGCGAGUGUAACAUCACGGCUAGGAGUCCGCAGAACUUCCUCCCGACCGUGAGCACUGACGUAGACUCUGAAGGCAAAAUAGUGGUCAGCAUCCAUUGCCUGAGCCGUGCUGAGCCUCCCGCCGUGGUGUCGUGGUUCAGAGGCGGCGAGCCGGUCAGCGAUGGGAACCUCAUCAGCGAUGACACCACCCGCCUCGAAGUCCGUCAUCACAACGCCAGCAUUCUCCUCCUUCAAAACUACACCUGCACCAGCCGCAACCCCCUCGGGGGCCGAAGCAAAGGCAUUCAUUUGCAAGAACCAUCCAUCUCCGAUUUCAGUCUGUUCCCGCACAAGGAAGGAACCAUCGUCACUUUGACAUGGGAAGUCCCACCUACCUCCAUCGUCACAGGUUUUGACAUCCAGAUGAAGGGGCCUCCCCUGGUGAUUGUAGACGGUAAUGUGAGUCGGACAAAAGGGGGCGCAGAUGAGUUCCGCACAAUCCUGCGUAAACCCGGCUCGGCCCGAAGUGCAGACGUCUUCCACUUGGAUCCCAAAUCCACAUAUCGAUUCCGGGUUCUUCCCAGAGCGCUGAUGACGGAAGGCCAGCCAACAAGAGCUGACCGUGCGGGCCCACCUGAGGGUCUAAGCGGCCCGGCAAUCGCGGGCAUCGCAGCUGGUAUCCCGUGCAGUAUUCUCUUCCUGCUUCUGCUGUGCGGCCUCAUUUAUUUUGCCAUCUACUGGAGCAAGACCAAAAGACGGCAGACAAGAUAUCCAGUCACUAGAACUGCUGAGAAGGUGACGACACCCCACAUGCAAGCACCUCACAAUUUGCUGCCUGGAGCCCCCAAGUCCCCCCCUGACUACAACAGAUUGCGUCAGACAUCAUCCAUUCUUUCAGUGGCCCCGCCCACUUUUGUCCCUCCUCCACCUGUCAGAGUUGCAACAACAGUCUGAGCCAAUUGAGUUUUGUACAGUAGGAUGUGUUUUUUUAAUAUGACGUAUGCGUGAUGUAUUCUCAAUUAGUGUAUGCAAUUUUGACCGGAAUAAAUUUUUACCUGACUCACGUUCAUCUGCUUUUUAUACUUUUUCUGUCACCAUAUUUAUUCUCCUAUUGUCUAUAAUAAAUCAUAUUUACCAUAGAAAAUUGUUUCCCACUUGUGGUUAUGUUGCGCUGUGAUCAAACAAAAAUGCUUAAAGGUUCACGUCAUUAUUUGAUUGCGAUUCAUCGCGAUUAAUAGAUGUUUCUUGUGUGAUUAAUUGCAAUUAAAUCCAAUAACCGUUUCCUAGCCCUAGUAAUUAGAGACUGCAUAUUCUUAUGUAUAUAUACAGUAUAUGUAUAUUUUAAUAAUGUAUAUUAAGAAUUAGAGAUGUCCCGAUCGAUCGGGAUGCCGAUCCCAAUACCCAAUCACGUCAUUUUCAAAGUAUCGGAAUCGGCAAAAAAAUAUCGGCCAUGCCUUUUUUUAAUUUUUUUUUUUUUUUUUAAUUAAAUCGUUUUCUAAUUGUAUUUAACGUUACAAACAUAAUAUGUUACACUCAUCCAGUGUCUUUAGUUUAGGCUUAAGGUAGGGUUAUCAAAUUUAUCCCGA
Molecule: messenger RNA, 2833 nt
Organism: Corythoichthys intestinalis (scribbled pipefish)
Lineage: Eukaryota; Metazoa; Chordata; Actinopteri; Syngnathiformes; Syngnathidae
Gene: vsig10l
Product: V-set and immunoglobulin domain containing 10 like
Exons: 11
Coding region: 111-2201 (696 amino acids)
Molecular function (GO): protein binding
Source: RefSeq, a predicted model, not a curated record